AUGGCGGUCGACCCAGUACAAAGCGUACGUGGCGGUUUUCUCAUUGGUGCGUCCGUGGUAUUAGCAGUCAAUGCGGUCCCACCAUUACGCAGGCGCUUUCUGCUCUAUGGAUCUCGAACAGUCGCGCAAGAGAAUGCACAGCAGUCAUCCAAAAGCUCCCUUUCUUCGUUCUUGGACUACCUAGCGACACUCCAAGUUCCUCAUAGAUAUUUCACUCACUUCUACCUCAUCUCUGUCGGCUCGUCUGCAUUUUGGGCCCAGGAGAUUCUUCGCAAUGGACGCCUGUUCUCAGCCAUUGCAGCUCUGGCACCCAAGAUUGACCCUACGAAGGCGAUGUCGAAAGAGCAGAUACUAUUGACGUGGGCGCUAAUGUCUACCCAGGGAUGCCGCCGUCUCUUGGAAUCCAUACUUCUUGCGAAGCCUUCCAAAGCAAAGAUGUGGUUCGUGCAUUGGUUGUUGGGCUGGGCCUUUUACGCAGGCAUGGGAUUGGCUGUUUGGGUGGAAGGUAUUCAAACCCUUCGUUCUACGCCAUUGAAACUGGCCUUAUCCUCUCCCAGCCUACGCACUGCAAUUUUUCUGCCAUUGUUCUUGUUCGCGUCAUGGAUGCAGAACAAAUGUCACUGGCAUCUGGCUUCCUUGAAGAAGUAUUCCCUGCCUACGCAUCCCUCCUUCCGAUACAUCACUUGUCCACACUAUACUGCUGAGUGCUUGAUUUAUCUCUCACUCGCAGGAAUCGCGGCACCACCUGGGCAGAUGUUCAACAAGACCAUCUUAGCCGCUCUCGUGUUCGUCGCAGUCAAUCUCGGUGUGACGGCUGAGACGACCCGGCAAUGGUAUGUUGAGAAGUUUGGCGAGGAUAAGGUCACUGCCCUGUGGAGGAUGAUACCAUUUGUAUAUUGA
Messenger RNA from Desarmillaria tabescens, 900 nucleotides. RefSeq lists its product as uncharacterized. NCBI's taxonomy places the organism in Eukaryota, Fungi, Basidiomycota, Agaricomycetes, Agaricales, Physalacriaceae. The record is from RefSeq and is a predicted model, not a curated record. Gene Ontology annotation, molecular function: 3-oxo-5-alpha-steroid 4-dehydrogenase activity. Gene Ontology annotation, biological process: polyprenol catabolic process; dolichol-linked oligosaccharide biosynthetic process. The transcript has 3 exons. Bases 1 to 900 code for a protein of 299 amino acids. Gene Ontology annotation, cellular component: endoplasmic reticulum.